GAUUUCUGCACAAACACGAUCCGCAAGACCUGCUGUAAACUCACGCGCUCGUCAAGUGUGCAAACUGAAGGAUACGUUGUUUACACAACAAGAGAGACGGGAUCCUAAAGAUAUGAACGCACCGAGGAUUUAAACAACAAAAAUAAAUCAAAAGAGAACAUCAGGAAAUACCACGCAGGGUGAAAUGACAUGACAUGAUGUCCACGCAGAGCUCGUGAGAGGAGAGUUGUUGCUGCAGCACGCGGUCUACGCACUCGCGUCAUUUGUGUCCUGAAAAGAAAGCACUGGAUUUGCGCGUUUACAUUUCAGUACAGAAGCAUCUGAAAUUUUUUUAAAAAGCUGCUCGGGUGGAAGGAGGAGGAACCGGGAUCAGCGCCGCGGCGGCGGGACCGACUGGAGCCGAGAGAGAGAGGGAGAGAGAGAGAGAGAGAGAGAGAGAGAGAGAGAGAGAGAGUAAAAAUAAACGCCGACUCUCUCUCUUCCUCGUGACAUUUAAAUACGCACCGGCACGAGAAGAGGACACAUCCGGGUCUCCCGGUGAACGCAACGCACGCGGGUGGGAAGUCUCCGUCCCAUGUCGCUAUGGUGACCGACUGAACUGAGGGAGACUCGCGUGCGCCGGAGGAGGAGGGUGACGGCAAAAAAGGGUGCAUGACACCAGACGGGUUUAAACUUUGUUUUGAAAAAGUGUUUGGGAAUUGCAUCCAAUAUAUUUGAUCUAAGCGCGAGGAAAGGAGAAAUCGAGAAAACUGACACGGUAGAAAGUGACUCCGGUUCCAGGUCAUUCAAACCGCGCCGCUUCAUUUAAAAGAAGGAAGCUGUCGUGCUGCUUGGACUACUGUUUAUGGUGCGCGCGUGCGGAUCUGGGAGCGUACGUUAUUAAACCACCCCCCUAUCUGCUGUUCUUCUUCUUCUUCUUCUUCUUCUUCAUCUUCUUCUUCUUCUUCUUCUUCUUCUUCUACAUUAGUGAUAUAAUCACCAUGCGACUAUCCCGCGCGCUGCUGCUCGUAUGCGCUCUGUUGACGCUCGUGCUGCUGGUGUGCGCACGCCGCGGCGCUGACGCUGCUCACCGUUACCUGAGGCUUCGCCCUUCGCCGAGCGAGCACCUGCCCGUACCGGAGAUAAUAGAGGACCCGAACCCGGAGUACGACCCUCGCGAGCAGGACCUGUCCGAACGCGCGCUGCGAAAGAAGCUGGGAAGCGGCUUCGACGGCGACUUCAUGUCCGUGAGCGCGCCCACGCAGCUGCUAAUCAUCAACUCCACCGCCACCGCUAGUCCGAGCUCCUCUGCUUACGCGCACGCGCCUAGCGGUGCCAUGCCGGCCGAGAUCAGGAGGCUGGACCUGACGCAGACGCCAUACGGGCUCCGUGUGAAGGUGGGCAAGAAGGCUCGGCGAAAGUUCCUGCAAUGGCUGUGGACGCACACGCACUGCCCCGUCGUCCACGUGUGGAAGGACCUCGGCGUGCGCUUCUGGCCGCGUUACGUCAAAGAGGGGCACUGCUUCAGAGAGCGCUCGUGUUCACUACCCGAGGGUAUGUUCUGCAAACCAACAAAGUCCGUCACCAAGACAUUUCUGCGCUGGUACUGCCAGGGCUUCCUGCCCCAAAAAUACUGCACGUGGAUCUCCGUGCACUACCCCAUCAUCUCUGAGUGCAAGUGUUCCUGCUGAGUCUGUGUGUGUGUGUGUGUGCGACAGAGAGAGAGAGAGAGAGAGAGAGAGAGAGAGAGAGAGAGAGAGAGAGAGAGAGAGAAUUCAAUAAUAUAAUAUGAGAGGAAGAGAAAACACGAGAGAAUGCGCGCGUGUGUGUGGGCGCACCUCUGUGAAGUUGCACGGACUGAGAUGUGCUCUUCUGAUGACAAACAAUAAAUAAUAGUCAUUAUAAUAAUUUUAUUGUUGCACUGUGUUCUCGCGAACUGAAAAGUCUGUGUGUGUGUGUGUGUGUGUGUAUGCGUGUGCGUGCGCGCGCAGGUGUGUGUUUGUGUGUUUGCGCAGGUGUGUGUGUGUGUGCGUGCGCGCGCGCGCUCAGGGGUGUGUGUGUGAGGCGCAAUAUAGCAAAUCUAUUUUUUUAUAUAUAGCAUUUUGAUUUAAAAAUAAAGUAAUAAUAUACCUGUACAUAAUGAAAUUAUAGAAUGAAGGAAAUGAUGCAGCUACUCUUGUUAUUAUUAUUAUUAUUAUGAUUAUGAUUAUUAUUAUUAUUUUAUUGUUGUUGUUGUUGUUGUUGUUGUGUUAAAUGAGCAGGACCACGCGCACAGAGGAGAACCUUUCCGGAAGUGCUCUUGUCCCGGAAGUGCUUUAACUGACUGACUGACUCACUGCCAUGCUGCCUACAGCUUUUUAUAUCCUAUUAAUAAUAAUAAUUAUAAUAGUAAUAACAACUAUAAUUAUAAAAUGGAACAUAAAAGAUGAAGCUCUAUAUUUUAAGUGUGAAUUAAGUAUUUUAUUGUUGCAAAAAUUUAAAUAGUAUUUUAAUAAAUACUGUGUCAUGUUUA
Molecule: messenger RNA, 2491 nt
Organism: Tachysurus vachellii
Lineage: Eukaryota; Metazoa; Chordata; Actinopteri; Siluriformes; Bagridae
Gene: nog2
Product: noggin 2
Exons: 1
Coding region: 981-1670 (229 amino acids)
Biological process (GO): negative regulation of cell differentiation; dorsal/ventral pattern formation; osteoblast differentiation
Source: RefSeq, a predicted model, not a curated record